Molecule: messenger RNA, 2369 nt
Organism: Panicum hallii
Lineage: Eukaryota; Viridiplantae; Streptophyta; Magnoliopsida; Poales; Poaceae
Product: coronatine-insensitive protein homolog 1b
Exons: 3
Coding region: 258-2054 (598 amino acids)
Biological process (GO): SCF-dependent proteasomal ubiquitin-dependent protein catabolic process
Cellular component (GO): SCF ubiquitin ligase complex
Molecular function (GO): protein binding
Source: RefSeq, a predicted model, not a curated record
CCGGCUUCCCCAAUCCCCACCCCACCUCGUCCUCUGCUCUCCACUCUCGCUUCUCCCUCCAAUAAUUCUCUCCGCCUCUGCUCGCUCCAGCUCCAAGCCGCCACCGAAUCACGGCGGGAGGGAGCGGAGGAGGGAAUCCCCAUGUCUCCGCCCCUCGCCGGAGCACAUCCCCGGCGAGCCGGCGCGGAGCUGCUGCGGUAGAAGGCCAGCUGAGCCUGCGAGCGCCUGAUCCGCUCGGGCCCCGAUCGGGAUCGGCGAUGGGCGGGGAGGCGCCGGAGCCGCGGCUUCUCACACGUGCGCUGAGCAUCGGCGGCGGCGACGGCGGGUGGGUCCCCGAGGAGAUGCUGCACCUGGUGAUGGGGUUCGUGGAGGACCCGCGCGACCGGGAGGCCGCGUCGCUGGUCUGCCGCCGCUGGCACCGCAUCGACGCGCUCUCGCGGAAGCACGUCACGGUGCCCUUCUGCUACGCCGUGUCCCCGGCGCGCCUGCUGGCGCGGUUCCCGCGGCUUGAGUCGCUCGCGGUGAAGGGGAAGCCCCGCGCGGCCAUGUACGGGCUCAUCCCGGAGGACUGGGGCGCCUACGCGAGGCCAUGGGUCACCGAACUCGCCGCGCCGCUCGAGUGCCUCAAGGCGCUCCAGCUCCGCCGUAUGGUGGUCACCGACGACGAUCUCGCCGAGCUCGUCCGCGCCAGGGGGCACAUGCUGCAGGAGCUGAAGCUCGACAAGUGCACCGGCUUCUCCACGGACGGACUCCGCCUCGUUGCCCGCUCCUGCAGAUCGCUGAGAACUUUGUUUCUGGAAGAAUGUCAAAUUAUUGACAACGGCAGUGAAUGGAUCCAUGACCUUGCAUCCAGCUGUCCUGUUUUGGCAACAUUGAAUUUCCACAUGACUGAGCUUGAAGUGAUGCCAGCUGAACUAGAGCUUCUUGCAAAGAACUGCAAGUCGCUGAUUUCCCUGAAGAUUAGCGACUGUGAUCUUUCAGAUUUAAUAGGUUUCUUCCAUUCUGCGACAGCAUUGGAAGAAUUUGCUGGAGGGACAUUCAAUGAGCAAGUUGAACUUGCCAAGUACGGGAGUGUUAAAUUUCCAUCAAGAUUGUGCUCCUUGGGUCUUACUUUCAUGGGUACAAAUGAAAUGGCUAUUAUAUUUCCCUUUUCUGCGAUACUCAAGAAGCUGGAUUUGCAGUACACUUUCCUCACCACCGAAGACCAUUGCCAGCUCAUUGCAAAAUGCCCGAACUUACUAGUUCUUGCGGUGAGGAAUGUGAUUGGAGAUAGAGGAUUGGGGGUUGUCGCAGAUACCUGCAAGAAGCUCCAGAGGCUCAGAAUUGAGCGAGGAGCUGAUGAAGGAGGUUUGCAAGAAGAGCAGGGAGGGGUCUCUCAAGUAGGCUUGACGGCUAUAGCCGUAGGUUGCCGUGAACUGGAAUACAUUGCUGCCUAUGUCUCUGAUAUAACCAAUGGGGCCCUGGAAUCUAUUGGGACAUUCUGCAAGAAACUUUACGACUUCCGUCUUGUUCUGCUAGAUAGAGAAGAGAGGAUAACAGAAUUGCCACUGGACAAUGGCGUCCGAACUCUACUGAGGGGCUGCACCAAGCUUCGGAGGUUCGCUCUGUACUUGAGACCAGGGGGGCUCUCAGAUGUUGGUCUUGGCUACAUUGGACAGUGCAGCGGAAACAUCCAAUACAUGCUUCUUGGAAAUGUUGGGGAAACCGAUGAUGGAUUGGUCCGCUUCGCGUUGGGAUGUGCAAACCUACGGAAGCUUGAACUCAGGAGUUGUUGCUUCAGCGAGCGAGCUCUGGCCCUUGCAAUACUACAGAUGCCGGCGCUGAGGUACAUUUGGGUGCAGGGCUACAAAGCCUCCCAAACUGGCCGUGACCUCAUGCUCAUGGCGAGGCCAUUCUGGAACAUAGAGUUCACACCUCCCAAUCCCGAGAACGCACGGUUGAAUGAAGACGGGGAGUAUUGUGUAGAUAGUCAAGCUCAGAUACUUGCAUACUACUCCCUCGCCGGGAAAAGGUUGGACUGCCCGCAAUCUGUGGUCCCUUUGUAUCCUGCGUGACUGUAAAUACACUAAGCUGGUGUCUUCCUCCCCUGUACUUGCCCCCCGCCCCCCCCCCCCCCCCCCCCGCCUCCCCUGUCAUUGUCAACAAGAGUGUUGAUAACUCGAUAUGAGGUCAUUGUAUGGAUCUAGAUGGCUAGCUGCUAUGUACUGUAAUAAGCUACUGGUAGCUGAGAGAUGUGCUUGAAUAAGCGCUUACUAUUUUCGCCUGUACUGCUAUCUUAAUCCUAGGAAGAUGUAUACUAAGUAACGAUGGACGCUGUGAGUCUGCGCUUGUUGAGGCAAACUCAAAAUUGAUCCUUGCAUUGUAUGCUA